UUAAAUGAUCGUUAUAUAAAUUUCAGGUGUAACUUCCUCUUGUUUCAUUUCAUUCUCAGACACAGCCAUGGAUCCCAACCCGGGGACAUUCCCCAUUCUCUCCUACGUCAUGUCCCGUCUCCAAUCUUUCAGAUCUCCAACCCAUCAUGAUUCCAAAUCCGAAUUCAAUCCCGAACAACCACAAUCUUCAGAUCAUUCAUCUUCUCCUUCAUCAAUCGUAGGCCAAAUGCCGAAUCUCACCGACCCGAAAUUAUUGGCCUCCAUGACCCAAGCCAUCUCAGACGUCUCCCAGGCCCGAUCAGUCCUCAAACUCAUCGGCGACCGGCCCACACACGAGGAAGUCGACACCGCGAAGGCCAAACUGAUCGACCUCGAGGCACAUUUAUUGCGCCAAUUGGAGGAGAUCGUGAGCCUCCCUAGGCCGCCUGAGAUCGACGAACAACAUUGGCGGGCUCAUAUUACGGAAAGAGAGACGCAAUGUAGAGACUCUGCUGAAAAGGAGAAGCGUGUUUAUAAGUCGCUGUUGCAAAGAGAUGAGAUGCAUGAUGCUUAUGAGAAGCUUCUGAAGGAUGCGGAGACAAGGCUUGUGAAGAUUUAUGAGGAGGAUGAUGGUGGUAAUGGUAAUGACGGUGAUGCGGGCGAGGAUGAAGGUGGAGAGCAUGUUAAGAGGAUGUUGCAGGAGGCACGUGAGAAAAAUGUCGAGCGAGUGGAUCUUAAGGGACAACGCUUGAAAGCCUUGCCUGAGGCCUUUUGCCAGAUUUCUUCCUUGGUGGUGCUCAAUCUCUCCACUAAUCAGCUUGUGGUGAUUCCUGACACAAUAUCUGGAUUGCAAAAUCUUGAGGAGCUUAAUGUCUCUACCAAUCUCUUGAAGUCACUUCCAGAUUCAAUUGGCUUCUUACAUAAGUUGAAAAUCCUCAAUGUCUCUGGAAAUAAGUUGACAUCCCUUCCUGAUUCCAUCAGCCAGUGCAGAUCGUUGGUGGAGCUGGAUGCAAGCUUUAAUAGCCUAUCAUAUUUGCCAACAAACAUCGGAUUCGAAUUACAGAAAUUACAGAAGCUCCUGAUUAGUUUAAACAAGAUACGAUCCCUUCCCUCGUCUGUUUGUGAAAUGAAGUCAUUGCGCCAUCUAGAUGCUCACUUUAACGAACUCCACGGCCUCCCUAACGCAAUCGGGAAAUUGACUAGUCUUGAAAUUCUCAAUCUGAGUAGUAACUUCAGUGACCUUCAAGAAUUACCAGAGACUUUCGGCGAUCUGAGUAACCUCAAGGAACUGGAUCUUAGCAACAAUCAAAUUCACACACUUCCAGAUACGUUUGGUCGCCUUCAUAGUUUAAUCAAGCUAAACUUGGAGCAGAACCCUCUUGAAUUGCCACCUAUGGAGAUUGUAAAUGAAGGUGUCCAAGUCAUUAAGUCUUACAUGGCUAAGAGGUGGAUUGAGUUAUUGGCGGCUGAGGAAGAGAGGAAUAAGACGAAUGAGAUGCAAGAUCAAGGACAGAGUGCUUGGUUAACCCGAAGUGCCUCUUGGUUGAAAAAUGUUUCUGGAAAUGUAACUGAGUAUAUUGGAAGUACCAUGUCCCCGAAAGCGAGAUCUCCGAGAUCUCCCAGAGAUAAUUUUCUUAAUCAGGAACUAUGAGUUCAAGUGGUACGUAGUCCAACAAACAUUCUGGACUAGGACUCACUAUGCUGCAUAUCAUAUUUACCUAAGGAGAAUGGAUGGUAGCAUAAUUUCCUUUUAGCUAUCUGGCAUAAUAACAGUUUUGUUUACAUGUGAUAGGCUACAAUAUCAACAACAAUAACAACAACUAAGUGUUAUCCUAAUAAGUGGAAUCGGCUAUAUGAAUCAACUUUCAAUUUCGGUAGAAUGUUCUAUCCAAAACCAUCUUAUAGACAAGUGUGAAUUUUUUUUUCUUUUUAUGUGAGUUUUUUACUCCAAUAGUCAAACCAUCCUGAUGCUUAUAGCUCCACAUUUCCCCUUUAAAACUAAAAAGAUUUGUGGUUUCCACUUUUUUUCUUGGGUUAUUUAUAGACUUAUAGUUUUAAUAUUUAAUGUGUAUACAAACAAUUUGAACAUCUAUAGUGGUGGUUUCUAAUGUAAAAAUACUAUGUAUGAUACACAGUUAUUUUCAAGCAGAGUUCAGAAGUUUAAUGGUGGACUAUCUACGUAAAAUACUAGUCCCUUCUCUCCCAAAUGCUAGUACUUGCCAUAACUUUUAGGAUUAA
Vicia villosa (hairy vetch) is the source of this 2217-nucleotide messenger RNA. Its product is annotated as plant intracellular Ras-group-related LRR protein 1-like. Gene Ontology annotation, cellular component: adherens junction. Gene Ontology annotation, molecular function: protein binding. The transcript has 3 exons. NCBI's taxonomy places the organism in Eukaryota, Viridiplantae, Streptophyta, Magnoliopsida, Fabales, Fabaceae. The coding region runs from base 68 to 1630 and encodes 520 amino acids. The record is from RefSeq and is a predicted model, not a curated record.